Molecule: messenger RNA, 2292 nt
Organism: Saccharomycopsis crataegensis
Lineage: Eukaryota; Fungi; Ascomycota; Saccharomycetes; Ascoideales; Saccharomycopsidaceae
Gene: RUP1
Product: Rup1p
Exons: 3
Coding region: 1-2292 (763 amino acids)
Biological process (GO): protein deubiquitination
Cellular component (GO): nucleus; cytosol
Source: RefSeq, a predicted model, not a curated record
AUGGCCUCCUCAAAUAUUGAUGUGGACAAAAUGUCUGAAAAAGACAUGGUUCAUUUGUUGAAAGAAAUGGGGUUUGCUCAAGAGAAGUUAGUGCAAGAAGCGGCAAAAAGCUCCGGUGGUGAUCUUUAUCAAGCGUUGGCAUAUUUAGAAGCAUAUCAAAGCCCAAAACCCUCGGUGGCGGACCAAGAUCUUAUUGAUUUAGACGAACCAGAAUUAUCACAUAAAGCAUCACAUCUUACCUGUUUCGAUCAGCCGCAAAAUGAGCUAAGGAAUGAUUUGAGUUAUGACGACGUCAAAAAUCCGACAAUUGAGGAAAACUACGACGAAAGUGAUGCGGAAUUUACAAACGCUGUUUGGCAAUCGAAUAUUAGAGUAGAACAUGCCACUAGUGAACAAGAAUAUAGGGAAGAAAUACCCGUAAGUGUCUUGAAUCAUGAUUCCCUGGGGGAUGGCUAUAAUGCUGAUUAUAACAACCGGUAUUCAUACGUUAAUGAUGGUUACAAUUCAUAUGGAGAGAAUUAUUCUUCUCAAUGCCAACCUGGGAAUCUUAUAGCCGAAAAGCAAAAGUCUAUAUUUGAAGACUGUUCCAAGUUUAAAUGCGACCAGGUACCUCUGGUGAUUACCCCGGUUGAUACCCCAUUUUUUGAAAAUUACUUUGUGUAUGUAAUUAUGAUAUUUCAUGAGAUCCCAAGUUUACGAAAUAUCCUACUAUCCAAAGGAUUCGAAUCAUAUGGAUACCGUGCAAAUUGGUGGAAGGAUGAGAUUAUUAGUCUCCCGCCGGAUGUCACUAAUGGUGGUGGUGAUGCUUCAUCUAACAAUUUGAAAUUCUUGAUGGAAAUUCAAAGACUAUUGGGGUUUUUGGAUGGAAAUUAUUCCAAGCGAUCUUUUGCGUCUACAAAAUCGUACACAAGAUCUCUUCCUUCGAAUAUCACUAGUGAUUUGGAAACUGAGCCAAUAUCUGAUGUUUUCCAUUCAUUUUAUGAGACCAUCAUCGCCCAACUUAGUGAAAUGAGACCUGAAAUUUCGGAAGUCGUCUCGAAUUUAUUCAACUCAAAAAUUUCUACUGAAGAUGAUCAUACCCUGGUGUUUGUGAUCGAGAGUGAUGUGGUUAAACCAAACUUUUAUGAGACUUUGCAUAAUUUAUUUUGGCAAGAGAGCUUACAAGGGUUGGGGAUAAUUUAUUUUGAAAAAUUAUCAGACAUCAUCACGGUGUCGUACCAAGGGUUUGAGCCUUCAUAUUCUUCUUCUUCGGGGCUUAUUAUUGAAGCACUAUUUUACCCGCAAAUCUACACUAAGAAAUAUGAAGCGUUGAUUAGACAAAUGGUUCAAAAGCAAUUUGAAAAAGCAAGAAAAAUUCAGGAAUAUUCUUCUGUCAAUGGUUCAUUAGUGGCAUUCCAAGGUAAACGAGUGAAGACAUUUUUGAAAGGGGCAAUUGAUCAUCUUGUCGAAUUGAAUGAUGGGGAAGUUGAUAAUGAUUUAUUUGAAGCAAUAGAGGAUUUGAACUUAUUGGAGGAAAAUAUCAAUGACAAAGGAGUCGAAAUCAGUUCGGAAAAGGAAAAACUCGAGAAGGAGUCGUCAACUAUUGAUAUUUCUAACAUUGAAAAUAUUUUGAAUUUCAUUAAGAAUUUGCCUAAACAGGAUAAAACAGGAGACCAAGCAGAUCAAGGGGAAAUCAAUAAUAAUGAUUCGAAAGACGGGUGCUUGAUGUUCGAAGACUAUCAAGAGAUUUUGGACAACCCAUACUGCUUGACGGGUGUGAUAAUCAACGAAGUGGAAUUUUAUUAUUUGCUCAAUUCGUCACACCCAUUGUUUCCUGGUGUUUGGGUACAUUUGCAUUAUGAAGGUGAUCCGAAAACUACCAAUUUCCACGCCCAAGCUUCGGAUUUUCAAACCAUCAGAAACCGAGUUGAAGAAAUAUCUAAACUUGGCACCGAAGAUAACUUGGUGUUGAUAUAUGCUAAAAAAGCGUUUGUCUCUGAAGAUAAGCAAUCCGAAAUCCCCCCAGCGUUGAAAGAAUUUCUAGAGAAAGAUAAUCAAAAUCUUGAUGCUACCGUUCAAGAAUGGGAAAAAAGUCAAGAGAUCGUUAAUUAUGAAAAAGGUAGAGCUUCUGAUUUAACUGAAGAUGAUGAGGAAAGUGAGGAGAUGGAUUAUGUUAAUGACACCGAUGAUGUGAUUGUCACUUCUAAAAGUUUAAUCGUGGAGCCAUUGAAGGAUCAGAACCAUGCUCCUGCUGCAAACUCCAAAGGAAACAAUAAUAUCGAUCCCGUUGUAUCAGGAACUUCAAAUUCAUAG